ACGCGCUCCCAGAGGCAUCUUGCAUCAGCCCGGGAAAGUUUGCUCCUCGCCUGGCUCCCCCGGUGAGGGGCGAGGAGCCCGCCCGGCACCGCUCCGCUCGGGACUGCUGACAUGCUGGCCACCCCCAGACCAGCCCUGCUGCUGCUGCCACUGCUUCUGCUUGUCAUGCAGGCUGCAAGAGCCCAGGUCAACCCAGCGGUGUGCCGGUACCCCUUGGGAAUGUCAGGCGGGCACAUCCCUGAAGAGGACAUCUCAGCCUCCAGCCAGUGGUCCCACUCCACAGCUGCCAAGUAUGGACGGCUGGACUCAGAGGAUGGUGAUGGCGCCUGGUGCCCUGCGAGCCCAGUGGAGCCUGAUGACCUGAAGGAGUUCCUGCAGAUCGACCUGCAUGCACUCCACUUCAUCACUCUGGUGGGCACCCAGGGUCGCCACGCUGGGGGCCAUGGCAAUGAGUUUGCACCCAUGUAUAAGAUCAACUAUAGCCGUGAUGGCACUCGCUGGAUCUCCUGGAGGAACCGGCAUGGGAAGCAGGUGCUGGAUGGAAACACUAACCCUUACGACAUCGUCCUGAGGGACCUGGAGCCACCCCUCAUCGCACGUUUUGUCCGCUUCAUCCCUGUCACUUACCACUCCAUGAACGUCUGCCUGCGCGUGGAGCUGUACGGCUGCGUCUGGCUGGACGGGCUGGUGUCCUACAACGCACCAGCUGGGCAGCAGCUUGUCCUUCCUGGGGGCACCGUCAUCUGCCUGAACGACUCGGUGUAUGAUGGGGCAUUUGGGUACAGCAUGACGGAGGGCCUGGGCCAGCUGACGGACGGGGUGUCGGGGCUGGACGACUUCACGCAGACCCACGAGUACCACGUCUGGCCAGGAUAUGACUACGUGGGCUGGCGCAACGAGAGCACGGCUGGUGGCUACGUGGAGAUCACCUUCGAGUUCGACCGCAUCAGGAACUUCACCGCCAUGAAGGUCCACUGCAACAACAUGUUUGCCAAAGGGGUGAAGAUCUUCAAGGAGGUGCAGUGUUACUUCCGUGCUGAGACCAGCGAGUGGGAGCCCAGUGUAGUUUCCUCGGUGCUGGUGCUGGAUGACGUGAACCCCAGUGCCCGCUUUGUCACCGUGCCCCUGCUCCACCGCAUGGCCAAUGCCAUCAAGUGCCAGUACUACUUUGCUGACACCUGGAUGAUGUUCAGUGAGAUCACCUUCCAGUCAGAUGCAGCCAUGUACAACAACUCUCUGGUCCCUCCAGAGGUGUCCGUGGUCCCCACCACUUAUGACCCUACACUCAAGGUAGACGACAGCAACACACGCAUCCUGAUCGGGUGCCUGGUGGCAAUCAUCUUCAUCUUGGUGGCCAUCAUUGUCAUCAUACUGUGGCGGCAGUUCUGGCAGAAGAUGCUGGAGAAGGCAUCGCGGAGGAUGCUGGAUGACGAGAUGACCGUCAGCCUUUCCCUGCCCAGUGAAUCCAGCAUGUUCAACCACAACCACUCCUCGUCCUCCAGUGAGCAGGAGUCCAGCUCCACCUACGACCGCAUAUUCCCCCUGGGACCCGACUACCAGGAGCCCUCCCGCCUGAUCCGCAAGCUACCCGAGUUCACCCCAGGGGAGGAGGACACAGGCUGCAGUGGCCCUGUGAAGCCACCCCAGGCCAGUGUCCCUGAGGGUGUCCCCCACUAUGCUGAGGCCGACAUCGUGAACCUGCAGGGCGUGACGGGUGGCAACACCUACUCGGUGCCAGCCCUCACCAUGGAUCUGCUCUCCGGCAAGGACGUGGCUGUUGAAGAGUUCCCCAGGAAGCUGCUGACCUUCAAGGAGAAGCUGGGGGAAGGCCAGUUUGGGGAGGUUCACCUCUGUGAAGUGGAGGGCAUGGAGAAGUUCAUGGACAAGGACUUUGCCCUGGAGGGCUUGGACACCAGCUCCAACUGCCCCAUGCUGGUGGCUGUGAAGAUGCUGCGAGCGGAUGCCAACAAGAAUGCCAGGAAUGAUUUUCUGAAGGAAAUCAAGAUCAUGUCACGGCUGAAGGACCCCAACAUCAUCCGGCUCCUGGCAGUGUGCAUCACGGAUGACCCACUGUGCAUGAUCACUGAGUACAUGGAGAAUGGAGACCUCAACCAGUUCCUGUCCCGCCAGCAGGCAGGCAGCCCCCUCACUGGCCACACACCCACUGUCAGCGACCUGCGGUUCAUGGCCACCCAGAUUGCCUCUGGCAUGAAGUACCUCUCCUCCCUCAACUUUGUGCACCGAGACCUGGCCACACGCAACUGCCUGGUGGGGAAGCACUACACCAUCAAGAUAGCUGACUUUGGCAUGAGCAGGAAUCUCUACAGCGGGGACUACUACCGCAUCCAGGGGCGGGCAGUGCUCCCCAUCCGCUGGAUGUCCUGGGAGAGCAUCCUGCUGGGCAAGUUCACAACAGCCAGUGACGUGUGGGCAUUCGGUGUGACACUGUGGGAGACCUUCACGCUCUGCCGGGAGCAGCCCUACUCCCAGCUGUCCGACGAGCAGGUCAUCGAAAACACUGGCGAGUUUUUCCGGGAUCAGGGCCGGCAGACCUACCUUCCCCAGCCUGCACUUUGCCCUGAUUCAGUCUAUAAGCUAAUGCUCAGCUGCUGGAGACGGGACACUAAAGAUCGUCCCUCCUUCCAGGACAUCCAUCGCCUUCUCCAGGAGUCAGCCGGUGAAGAAUGAUCCUUUGCUCCCCCCAGGUCUGGUCCCCAUCCCUCCCCAUUCCCAGAGGAGCCCCAUGUGCAAAGCAAAGCCACUUCACUUGAACUCAGUAAUGAAAUCCGGGCGGCUGGUCUUCUCAUUGUACAGUGAAGCCUCAGAACAAAACCUCAAGGGCAGCAGAAGAGCCACAACAUGGGACAACUUGGACCUCCCGCUCACGUGCUGACCCAAGCCCAGGAGCAACAUGGGCUGAGAAGAAGGUUAUUUAUUGAUGGAGCAUGUUCUUGGUGACGAUGACUGGGACAGAGCAGCUUCUCUCCCCCAGUCAGAGAGGAGGAAUGUCAGCUGGACUAAAAGCUGGACUUCCUUAAGUAAGGAAGCUCCAGGCCCAUGCAUGGAGCAGGUGCCUGUGGAAGGGAUGUGUGCAGGUACCUGCCCACUGGAGCAGGGUCUGUUUGGUAGCCAGUACCUGCUUGAGGAGGAGCCAGGAGCUGACAGUAGCUCCCAGUGGGCUCUAUAACUACAGGGUGAAAACACAAACUCUCUGGGCAUUUUGGGAUUUGGACAUGCUUGUCUGGAGGGGCAGGAAGCCCUCUCCCUGCCGGCCAGAACUCAGUUGCACAGGGAGAAGCCUGACAGGACUCCCAGCUCCUUGGCUCCUCCAUGUCAGCCAGGGAGGAGUGGGCAUGCCAGCCCCAGUGAGAGGUGCACCCAGGGGACAUCCUCUCACUGACCACAGCCCCUCCAGAGCUGCUCAACUGCCCACAAAAUGCAUUUUGGAUGCCCCAAGGGUGCUGUGCAGCACAUCUUCACCUGCCAUGAGAGGAAGGCACAUAGCAGAGCUUUUUCAAGCCGCUGCCUGAUGCCCAAGCCUGCAAUCACCCAUGGGCAUGGAGCAGUGGGCACCCCAGCCCUUGGCCUGAGGGUUGGAGCUUGGCUGAAGCACCUGGCCUGGACUCUGCCACCCUGAGCAUCCCACAGCAGACUAGCACCAAACCUUCCUCCUGGAUCCGGCAGCUCUGUGAGCAAACUGGGCAGAUGCUGAAGCCAUGUGCCCUCCAGGAGCCGCAGGAGGUUACCAGUCAUGCCUGAAAAUGGGAUCCACCUGUGGCUGGACAGGAGGAACUUUGUACUUAGAGGGUACAUGGACCAUGUACGCAUUAGUUCAGCACCAUCAAGUCACGCGUGGCACAGUUUCCAGUAUGCUAUUGCUAAGGCAUGUAAAUA
This is a messenger RNA of Apus apus (common swift), 3894 nucleotides long. It is a transcript of the gene DDR2, whose product is annotated as discoidin domain receptor tyrosine kinase 2. The transcript has 17 exons. Gene Ontology annotation, biological process: protein phosphorylation; cell surface receptor protein tyrosine kinase signaling pathway; positive regulation of kinase activity. Lineage: Eukaryota; Metazoa; Chordata; Aves; Apodiformes; Apodidae. The record is from RefSeq and is a predicted model, not a curated record. The coding region runs from base 112 to 2688 and encodes 858 amino acids. Gene Ontology annotation, molecular function: ATP binding; collagen binding; protein tyrosine kinase collagen receptor activity. Gene Ontology annotation, cellular component: signaling receptor complex; membrane.